AUGAUUGUCGGAGAUCCAGGGGCUGGUAAGUCUGCAUUAGCUGCCCAAUUGGUUUGUUCCCGUUCAUCAAGUCGCACUAUCCACGAACAUAUAUUGGGAUACCAUCUUUGCAAACAUUCUGACAAAAACACACAAAUUGCCGGAAAAUUUGUUCGUAAUUUGGCAGAAAUGAUAGCUCGGAGAAUCCCAGAAUAUGGUUACAUUGUCUCGAACAGCUCCUAUAUUCUGAGAUCUCUAAAUACUGAUUGUGUAGGCAUCCAGGAUCCUGUAGGGUGCUUCGAACAAGCAGUUUUGUCACCCCUGAAAAGCCUGACAAAUGUACCUAAGGAGAAUUGGUAUAUUGUCAUAGAUGCUCUGGAUGAAUGUCUCACAAAGACAGAAACAAGUCAUAGCAUCGUUUAUUUGCUCAACAAUAAGCUUCCUCGGUUUCCAUCUUGGCUGAAACUUGUGUUGACAUCCCGUAAUGAAUCGAGUGUAUCUUUAAAUUCAGGUAGCAUCGCCAAGUUAAGCAUCAAUCCUGAAGAUUCUCGAAAUAUCGAAGACAUCGAACUGUUUUUGACCACAAGGUUUUAUCGAGAUGGUCCACUACUUUAUAGAGUGAAGACCUGGUUCGGUGAGAGCAGCGUAGAAAACACUGCGAAACUGAUCUCUGCCUUGUUACGUAAAAGUCAGGGAAAUUUCCUGUUUGUUAAGGAGAUGAUUCAUCACUGGGAGACCACAAGAGUCAAACGAAAUGAUCCUUAUGCACUGCCUGAAACAUUAGGUGAAUUGUACCACAGUUAUUUCCAAAGAUUAUACGAUACAAGAGAGCAAUUUAAACCUGUGCGUCGGGUGUUAGAAUUACUUGUAUCAACGUUUCAUCCAAUGACACAGCGUGAAAUUUUUGACGUACUCAAGAUGAAUGAAAAACAACUGGAAGAAGAUUACGAUUUUCGAGAUCGAAUGAAAGAACUUGGGCAUUUUGUACGAUAUGGAAAGAAUAACACAUUGACGUUGUAUCACUUGUCUCUAACCGAGUGGCUUACAGGCAACAGCAAUGAAAAUGGCCCAUUUUAUGUCAGCAAAAAGAAAGGUCACGAAGUUUUUUGUGACUAUUACCUUCGGCUUAUUAGUGAUGGAGGUAAAUCUGCGCUGUCAAAAUAUAUUCUUACUUUGGCGCAACACAUUGCCUGUGGCGGUUGGAGGGAGGCAUAUGUUAAAGAAUUUCUCAAUUUCCCUUCACACGUCGUCAAUUCAUCAGACUCAGGAAACAGGAGGACGUUACUGCAUCAUGCUGCUACGAUCAAUAGCACAGAUGUAUUAGAACUAUUGCUACGCCAUUUCAGUUGCAUAGACUGUGCCGAUAAGCGUGGAAUAACGCCUGCACUUUUGGCGGCCGAGCAUGGACUUGUUGAAAAUCUGGCUUUAUUGGUGAAGAAAGGAGCUAGAGUAAAUCGUAAAACAAAGUCAAUGAAGACCAAAGUACAAACUUAAUGGUAAAGAUUCAUCUAUGAUACACGACAUUAGUUAUGACAUUCCUUUUUCUGAAAUUAAAUCAAAAUUUUGGGGGGCCACAAUGCUCUAUGUUGCUGCUCACGGAGGCCACCUGGAGGUUGUCAAGUUCCUUCUCGAAAACGGUGCAUUUAUUUCUACGGAAAGCGAUGUUCAUCUAACAGCACUUCAGGUUGCUGCUGAGAAUGGACAUGUAGAGGUUGUUAAAGCUCUCUACAAAUCCGGCGGAGUUGCAGAUCAAACUGCUUUACAUCAUGCAGUCGUAAACAACAGGCUAGACGUUGUAAAAUACCUUUUGCAAAUCGGUGUCAAGGAUAAAUGCAUAAGAUGUGAUGGAUCUCUCCAUUGGCUUAAGACUAAACACCGUUAUCAAAGCCAAAUUUGGUUAGAGAGUUUUUCUUUUCCCAUCGAUAGACACUGCGAAUCAAGCUAUAGAUCAGCUAAUGGCCUGCUGAUAGACGAUGAAUGUAUUAAACGCGAUGCUGUCACCAAAAAUAUUGAACUCGGCGAACUGUUCGACGACAAACAUCUAAUUUUCUGUAAUACUGCGCUCCAUGCAGCAGUCUCCUUAGGUCAUAUAGCGAUAAUCAAGGAGCUCGUCUCAAGAGACAAAUGGGCGCUAGCGUGUCGUGAUUACUCAGGAAGGACUCCACUACAUGAGGCCGUUCGAAGGAACAGUUCAGAACUGGUCAAAUUUCUGCUCUCGACAGAUGAAGCAAAGAUACAUUCAACAUGUGAUCGAUGGCAGGACGUUCAGCCGCAAACUGAGACAAAUCGUAGUUUGGUGCUGAGCUUUAAAGAGUCCAGUGAAUACCACGGAGAUGUAUGUCACUGCGGAUACACCCCUCUCCAUCUGGCUGCGCGCUAUGGAUAUUGGAAGAUUGCUAUUACUCUUUUGGAAAACAAGGCAGGUGUUGGAACUAAGGACUGCUCUGGUGGAACACCACUUCACGUAGCUGCUUGUCAUAAUCACUGGGAUAUCAUAUAUGUUCUUUUGAAAUACGGUGCAGACAUUGGUAGCAGAUCGUUUAACGGCUCGACACCCAUUCACAGUGCCGCAGCAUGUGGUGCUAUUAGGGCAAUUGACCAUUUAAUUUACCAUGGAGCAAACAUUAACGAAAUCGAUGACAGCGGGCUCACGCCUUUGCAUUAUUCCAUACGAAACAUAACUUCAAAUCAACUUGAUCGACAACUUCUCGUGAAUUCGAUCAGCGACGAAAACGUACUCCAUCUGGUAACGGUUGACCGUAGAGGCCAUCUUGCUAGUUUUUAUGAUGAGAGAAACUUCUUGAAGAACACAGAUCUUUAUCAGUGGUUAGAUGCUUUUAUUCAUUUGAUCCUACAUGGUGCUGAUAUGAAUGCUGCUGACAAAUUAGGUCGAUCAGCAUUGCACAUAGCAGCUGAAAACGGUUUGGCUGAUGCAGUCAAUGUUCUUUUGCAAAUAAGAGCAAAGCUUGAAAUGCACGACAGGUUGGGGAGAACACCAUUGGAAGUGGCAAUCGAAAAGGCCAGGGUAUUACCCGAGCAUUCGCGCGUAAUCCUUCAUGACAAGAACUUUCGGGCCCUGCGUGAAUAUUUGCAAGAUCAUGAUUUGGUCAUACACCUUCUCCUUUCGUCCGGUGUUUCAUUUACAAAGUGUAAUAGCUCUGGUGAAAGCAUAUUACAUCGCGCUGUCCUGAAUAACCAGCCAUAUAUUGCACAGAUGCUGCUUUUAAAGGGAGCCAACAUGAACUGCAAGGAUCAUUUAGGACGGACUCCUCUUGUGGCUUUUCUUCACAAUGGUGGAGAUUGGCCAUCGGCAGAUGCGAUCUUCUUGAAAGGCUCCAUGAAGAUUAAGUGCGGAAAGCCAUUCAACUCAUCUUUAUUUCAUUUAAUGUGUUAUUUCUCUCCAAAGCUUGAGGAUUACAACUUCUUUCAACAAAUCUCGUGUGAUGAUCAAACAUGUUCAAAAGAUAGUCCCUUAGAAAAAGCUAUUGAAAGGCACCAUUUGAAGUACAAAGUCGUCGAUUCUUGUUUGGAUGCCGAAGGAUUUACACCGUUACACAGAGCCGCUCAAGGGAGCCAACAUAGUUGCUGUUCGUAA
Molecule: messenger RNA, 3574 nt
Organism: Pocillopora meandrina
Lineage: Eukaryota; Metazoa; Cnidaria; Anthozoa; Scleractinia; Pocilloporidae
Source: the annotation of a GenBank genome assembly